This is a messenger RNA of Lytechinus pictus (painted urchin), 2239 nucleotides long. RefSeq lists its product as uncharacterized. Lineage: Eukaryota; Metazoa; Echinodermata; Echinoidea; Temnopleuroida; Toxopneustidae. Gene Ontology annotation, molecular function: magnesium ion binding; ribose phosphate diphosphokinase activity. Gene Ontology annotation, biological process: 5-phosphoribose 1-diphosphate biosynthetic process; purine nucleotide biosynthetic process. The transcript is spliced from 8 exons. Gene Ontology annotation, cellular component: ribose phosphate diphosphokinase complex; cytoplasm. The record is from RefSeq and is a predicted model, not a curated record. The coding region runs from base 239 to 1300 and encodes 353 amino acids.
AAGUUUGAUGACCCACAUGAUCCAGCCAACCUAAACAAGGAGAAGGAAUUUGAAACUGAACACAUUCAUAAUGACUUCGUUCAGUAGUGGGUUACUGUCUUACUGAACUAAACACUCGUCGAUAUCUAGUCGAAAAUUUCAGUAAAGAUUUCCUAUACAUAUACAUGUUGUUAUACUUUGAUUGAUUGAUUGAGUGUAACCAAGCUCCUUGGUGUAACGUUAAGUCAGUAAAAUCAUAAUGGCUUCUUCGGUUAGGUCAGCUUUACUGUUUUGCCACCCAUCUAUGGAAGGUUUGGCCGAAGACAUUGCAAAAAAGUGCUGUGCGGCAAAUUCAGAGCCAUUCAUCCCGGUUGUGACUCCAGUUUCCCCUUUUUCUUUUGCCGAGUCUGCAGCAGAAGAAAGGCGAUUGAAGAAAUUUCAACAGGUUCAAUUUGUCAAGACGAUUCAGUGGGAUAAGUUCAAAGAUGGAUGGCCUAAUCUCUUCAUUGAGAAAGUCAGAGAAUGCGCUGGAAGGGAUGUCAUAUUUCUUGGAAGUUUUCAUUCCCCUGAGGUGGUGUUUGAGCAACUCUCAAUAAUCUACCAUAUGCCAAGGUACUUAGCCAGAUCAUUCAAAUUUAUUCUACCCUAUUUUCCCACCGGUACUAUGGAGAGGAUUGAUACAGAAGGACAAAUAGCUACAGCUAAGGUUCUGGCAAUGCUGCUUUCUGCUAUUCCUUCAACAGCUCGGGGACCAGCUCAGAUUGUUAUGUUUGAUAUUCAUGCUCUACCUGAGAGAUUCUACUUCUCUGAUCAGGUUAUUCCAAGACUGGAAUCGGGCAUUCCCUUAUUAGUGAAGGAAAUCUUUAACAUGCCAGAUGAUAUCCAGGCAAACCUUAGUGUUGCAUUUCCUGAUGAAGGUGCAUACAAGAGAUUUCAUCAAAUGUUUGAAGAUUUUCCAAGUAUACUCUGUACUAAGAUACGAGAUGGUGAUCAUAGGAUUGUCUCUAUUAAGGAGGGUGAAACAUUUGGACGGCAUGUGAUCAUCAUAGAUGACUUGAUACAGACAGGUGGUACACUCAUAAAUUGUGCAAAGGUUUUACAGAAGCACGGAGCACUCUCUGUGAAUGCAUUUGUGACUCAUGCUGUCUUUCCUCAGCAUUCUUGGAGGAGGUUUUUGGAAGAUGAUGUUAAAUUGGAUACUUUCUGGAUCACAGACUCUAUCCCGCAUGCCAAGCAUAUUGCUCAGCAUCCUCCUUUUAAGCUCCUCUCAUUGUGUGAUGCCAUCUCUGAGACUCUGCUCAGCUAUGACCUGAAAGAGUGAAGAGUGCUAGAUAUAGUAAACCCCUUUUUAGGCUGGCAUUUUUUAAUCCCAGACUUUUCCUAGUUCAAAACUCUUGAUACCCCCAUAUUAUAUAUAUAUAUUUUCAUUUUAAAUUUAAAUCUCACUCAAUGGUCAGAUAGUAACUACUAUGCACUGAGCCUUGGCUGAGGAAAUCUGUUGCUUUUUCAAACUUGUAUAUUUGUAGCUCUGUACUUAAUCCAAAAGCUAGAUAUGGCUCCUCUGCAUAUGAAAGUAUACUGCAUAAUACAUUCACAUAGUUCGUCAUAUAAAUUCUUAUUUUUUUGUCCAUUUCUCCUUUCUGUAUCUUGUACUCUCAUCCUAUGUAGCAUGAUUAGCUUAAGAAAUUGUUCCUUCUGAAGAUUGUAUGCAUGUAUGGCAUAUUAAACACACCUGGGGCCAGUAACACAAAACUAUGCAAUGAUCGCAGAAUAUUUUUCUACAAUUGAUUCCAUUGACUAAACAAUCAAUCGUGAAAAUCAAGCGUACAAUCAAUUGCUAACCUUUGUGUUACGGAACCCAGGACAGAACUUAUUGAAAUUAAAAGGCAGCACAGAAACUUGUUUUGGACAGGUGCAUGAAAACUGAAAUGAUAUAUGCACUAAUCACCUGACCAUUUUGAUGAUAAGCCUUUCUUGUUUCUGACUGGCCUUCGUCUUGUUGCUUAUCUCCUGCUUAACCCCAGAAUAUUUUUCUUUUUAUGUUGGCUUGCACUGAAACUAUGGGAUUAGCCCUGCUUUUAUGGAGCUUUGCAUGGAAUGGGAGUACCAGUGGGCCAGUGUCAUUACUCAUUAGAGCUCUCUUGAAAAUUCAACAUUAGGAGCCAUGAGAUUCAUUCUGGGAAAUGUUAUAAAAAGGAUGAUGUCAAUAAAAAGAUUUGAUAUAUCGAAUUCUACUAUUGAAUUAUGCAUCAUUGGCAAA